This is a messenger RNA of Elaeis guineensis (African oil palm), 1535 nucleotides long. Its product is annotated as phospholipase A1-II 1. NCBI's taxonomy places the organism in Eukaryota, Viridiplantae, Streptophyta, Magnoliopsida, Arecales, Arecaceae. The record is from RefSeq and is a predicted model, not a curated record. Gene Ontology annotation, biological process: lipid metabolic process. Gene Ontology annotation, molecular function: glycerophospholipid phospholipase A1 activity.
CAAGCACUAUUAUAUAAAUACGUGUAGCUGAACUUAGAUGGCCCAGCACAAAGCAACAAACAAUUCUUGUCCAUAGGCUAACAAAACCAUGUUGGGAGACAUAGCUAAGAGGUUGAGGGAGCUCAAUGGCAGGGAUAACCGGAAGGGCCUGUCGGAUCCCCUAGACAUCGACCUCCGCCGUAACAUCCUCCUCUAUGGCGAGAUGGCACAGGCGACCUACGAUGCAUUCAUCACCGAGAAGAAGUCCCGGUAUGCCGGCGACUGUCGGUAUGCGCGGAGGGACUUCUUCGACAAGGUGGCGACAUCGACCGACCAACAAUCUUUGUAUCGAGUGACCAAGUUUUUCUAUGCGACUUCGAGCAUCGAUGUACCUGAAGCGUUCUUGAUAAAGUCUUUGUCGAGGGAGGCGUGGAGCAAGGAGUCGAACUGGAUGGGAUACGUCGCGGUGGCGACCGACGAGGGUAAGAAGGUGCUGGGGAGGAGGGACGUGGUGGUGGCUUGGAGGGGGACGGUGCAGGCGUUGGAGUGGAUCAAUGACCUUGACUUCACCUUGGUUUCGGCUUCUGCGAUACUGGGCAAGGGGUCUUCAGGUAAUCCGCAGGUGCACAGAGGCUGGUUGUCCAUCUACACCUCCAACGAUCCCAGGUCGCCGUAUAACAAGGAUAGUGCGAGGGACCAGGUUCUGAGCGAGAUUGGAAGGCUGAUGGAGGAGUACAAGGACGAGGAGACCAGCAUCACCAUAACCGGCCACAGCCUGGGCGCUGCGCUCGCCACUCUCAAUGCCGCAGAUAUCGCCUCCAAUGGCCUUAACAAAUCCAACGCUCAUCCAAAUAAGAACUCCCCGGUCACAGCCUUCGUCUUCGCCAGCCCUCGGGUUGGAGACUCCGACUUCCGGGAGGCCUUCUCCAAAAUCCCAGAGCUGAGGCUGCUCCGAAUUCGCAACGUCCCCGACCUGGUCCCGAACUAUCCGCUCUUGGGCUACGAUGAUGUAGGCGUCGAGCUAACGAUAGACACCCGAAAAUCCCAGUACUUGAAGAGCCCCGGAAACCUGUCCUCAUGGCACAACUUGGAGGCGUAUCUCCAUGGGGUCGCAGGAACGAGGGGGGGCAAGAAAGGGUUCAAGUUGGAGGUGGAUCGCGACGUGGCUUUGGUGAACAAGAGCAUGGAUGCACUGAAGGAUGAGUACCUGGUUCCAGCUUCGUGGCGGGUGGAGAAGAACAAGGGCAUGGUGAAGGGUGCCGAUGGGCACUGGAGGUUGAUGGAUCAUGAGGAGGACAGUGUACGUGAUGGUUAGGAAUUCAAACGGAAAGGUGAUACUUAACCAAGAUGUGGAAAACGGAUAACAAAAUAAGUUAAUAAUGCGCAAAUCAGGCCUAUCCCAUUUAUUUAAUAGUCGUAAAACUCAUGGCAUAACCAUGCAAGUUCAUGAAGCCAUUUAAUAUUUGUUUGUUUUUAGUUUUUCUCUGGAUUAUUCGUCAUUAUGAACUUUGUCAAGCCCCAUUAAUAAUUAAUAUUAAUGGUUACUCUACGUGCAA